GUUUGCUGAUUUGGUGUGUUGUACCCAGCCUUCAUUAAAUUCGCGUCACCACCACUGCCAAUUCUCGAACGCCUUCUUGAAACGAAUCGUACCUACGCCUGGAUCCCAAUGGCAGACUCAGAUGCAGCAGCACACCCGCAAAAGCGGCCAAGGCUAACUGUACCAACGGUAGAAGCUGCCCGGACCUCUACAGCAUGCAAGCCCUGCCGAGGAAGGAAGAUCAAAUGUUCCGGCACCACACCCUGCCGGUACUGUACGAAGCGGGGCAUCUUGUGCACAUUCCCCGAGUCCGUCAAGAAGAAGCUGUACUCGGUAGAAUACGUCGAGGAGCUUGAAGUCAGGGCAGCCGCUGCAGUGUGCAGGCCUGGGGCUUUCGACUCACCAGAUCAUUCAUUCUCCCCCCCUGAGGACCCUCGCGCAGACACCAGUGGUCUGUCGAUCCCUCCUCCAGUCACUUCGCAAUUGCCGCCGUCCAAUGCGAACUCGGGCAUGGCCUCGCUAGUCGUCGUCCAAGAAGCUUCUGACCCCUCUAGAGCGUCCUCACAUACUCGGGCAAAUUCCCCUGAUGCCGGCCGAGAUUCAGAUGAUGACGAGAAUGCACUGUUCCCUGACACUGUCACGUCAUCAAGUCUUCACUUUGGCGAUCAGAUUAAAUCACUUCACACCAAGUCACCGGCCAAUGGUCAAUUUUCCGCCACAACGCCGGAUAUUGAGCCUACGCCGGCUGAUGACGUUUACAAUAUGGCCGCUUUGAAACGUCAAUCGAGAUCUGGCGAGUUGAAGUGGCCCUCUCUCUCAGAGGCCCAUGCUCUGUUGGACACUGUGUUAAGAUCUGUUGGAAAGCUUCAACAUCUUUUUGAACCUCGGGCACUUUCUGAUCGACUAUCCAUGACUUAUGCGCAACCUCCAUCACCGACACAUGCUAAGGAUAUGUGGUACAUAGAACUCCUUAUGGUCUUUGCACUUGGCGAGCUACUACAGGGGAGGUUGAGGAGCGGAGUCAUCUUUCCGGGGGCAGACUUUUACCUCGAAGCCGAGAAACACCUUCCUGAGUUUUCGUCGCUGCGUGAGAAUGGCAUUCAGGCUGUUGAAGUUAUUGGCAUGAUGACAUUUUUCCUACAAUGCGCCGAUUGCAGAGACGAUGCAUACGUCUAUGCUGGCAUAGCUUUGCGACUCGCCAUCGCAAAUGGCUUGGCAAGAGAAAGAGGCUCGAGGAAUAUCAUGAGGUCAGAAAAAUCUCACAGAGUCAGAUUAUGGUGGACGAUUUACAUGCAAGAAAGGAGACUCGCUGCAGCUACUGGUAACCCUCUAUCGAUCCAUGAUGAUGCGAUCGGCACAUGCAUCCCGGGAGAUUCACCUGGCUUCAGCACGCCUGGAGCAUUAAAUGUCAAUAUUAAACUUGCAAGGGUCACAGGGGAGACCAUGGGUGCCAUUUAUGGCCACAGAAACCGCUCUGUCGCUUACUAUCUCCGUUCCGUCAAAAAAAUACUUGCACGUCUUCUUGAAGUGGCAAAAUCGAUUCCAGUCGAGUAUGCCAUUGACUUUUCCAAACAUCUCGUCAUGUCAAGAACCUCGGCAACUUUGCACUUGAUGCUUUACCAAGUAUUGGGCAUAAUUCUCGCUACACGGCCUACACUGCUGCAUGUUGCAAAGCUGAGACUUGAGCCAGGCCCAGGAAAGCCGGAGCAUGUUGACUUGCCGCUGUUCGAGAAAUUAUUGGACACAUGCAUUGAAGCAGCCAGCAGAAGCCUCGAGGUUUUGCAAGAAAUGGUAGAGCAACGGCUUAUAGCAAAUUUCGGCUUCUUCGAUCUUGAUGCUACAUUUUCCGCUGCUUUCGUAUUCGUUCUAGUUGAAGCAUUCUAUUCAACUCCAACUCGGAGUGUCGGUGUGUCUGGUAUCCCAAAGGCGUCUCGCAUCAUGCAAUACCUAGCUGCACAAGGUAACAGAGCGGCAGAAAAGCGACGCGCAGACCUGGAGCAAAUAUGCAACUUCCUAGGUAUCACAUAUCCACAAGAUCAAGAUGAGGGUGUACCAGUCGGAGAAGAAUCUGUUUGCACGACAGCUGUCCCCGAGCCUGAGGAAGGCGCUUUGUCUACGCAUGCCCUAAGCAUCGACGCCGCCGGACAACCAGAGGCUUCUGCGGCACAAGACGACUCACCCCAAUUCGACUGGGCUGAAGCUGCGGCCACCUUUUUUGACCAGCAACCGAAUAUGACGAUAGAUCAGGACAUGAUAAACAACUUGUCCUUUGCAGAGGGGGGUCAUAUCCCGAGCAGCUUUUAUCUCGAUGACUUCACUCUUACGGGUGUUAUUGAGACAGACUGGGAAGAGUUUAGCAAGCAACUCACAUCCUGAGUUCUGAUCAUUCUCCCAUUUAGGCCCAAGUUGUGCGACUGCCUUGACCGCCCG
Molecule: messenger RNA, 2409 nt
Organism: Ilyonectria robusta
Lineage: Eukaryota; Fungi; Ascomycota; Sordariomycetes; Hypocreales; Nectriaceae
Exons: 8
Coding region: 109-2355 (748 amino acids)
Biological process (GO): DNA-templated transcription; regulation of DNA-templated transcription
Molecular function (GO): zinc ion binding; DNA binding; DNA-binding transcription factor activity, RNA polymerase II-specific
Source: RefSeq, a predicted model, not a curated record